Molecule: messenger RNA, 4131 nt
Organism: Penicillium coprophilum
Lineage: Eukaryota; Fungi; Ascomycota; Eurotiomycetes; Eurotiales; Aspergillaceae
Product: Sec7 domain protein
Exons: 1
Coding region: 1-4131 (1376 amino acids)
Biological process (GO): regulation of ARF protein signal transduction
Molecular function (GO): guanyl-nucleotide exchange factor activity
Source: RefSeq, a predicted model, not a curated record
AUGUCCCAACAGGAAGCGUACUCUCCUCCUCGUACACCUCCCUCCCAAACUGCGAGAUACAAGCCUUCCAAGCGUGCAUACCCAACUCGACCAUCCAUCCGUGAUGCCUUUCCAGACGUCAUGGACAACCCCCCGAGAACCAGUGAGUCGGGAGAUGAUCGAGACCCGCAUGAUCUGUCUCUAUCUCCGCAACAUGCUACACGGACGUCAAUUGUCGACAACAUGCUUCUUUCGCUCGAUCAAUUUGCCCCCAGUUCGUCUGUUUUAGACGACUACCGUCUUUUCAAUUCCGCCUUCGAAACCGACCGGCACAGUCAUUACUCCCAAGAAUCUGAUUCGCACGGCCGGUACCGCGGACACACAUUCUCCUCGUCAAUGUCCUCGGAACAAGACUACGGAUACGAAGAUGCCAGUGGCCGCUACACAACAAUUACGGCAACCAAGGGCCGACGCAGCAACAGCAGUUCUAAUCACCAGACGACGCCGAGGCAGAUGGGAAGCUCGCGCGGUGGUACCGGAACCAUGCCACGAACGAACACUGCCCGAAAAGGCAGUAAAGGAAGCUCAGCAUCCACUGCAGACUACUCAUACACAAUCCCCAGAGUACGAUUGGAUCAAGGCUUGGAUCGACGCUCGGCCAGUUUCGACUGUGGACCAAAACGAGCGUUCGCAUCUUAUACUGAUGCCAGUGUCGGUCAGGACUCGACGCUGUACGACGAUCACGAUGCUGCACCCACCCCGAGUGUCCCGGCAGGACCGCGAAAGGCUCACGAUUACAAUAAGACAUCGACCACUGCCGCUACACGGACGCCGGUAGCAUCGCGACGGAACAGCAUGAAAUCUGCUCAUGCCCCUCAAGUUCGAAAGGUUCGACCCGAAAAUAUCGGCACGGGGACCCUCCGAGCUCCUCGGGACAACGAGUUACAAAAUAUGGAUGAGACAGAGCUUGACCUGCCUCCGGCCAUCACGGCAUCGUUGGAUCCUCCUGCCCCUAGCCCGACCAUCUCCUACAACAAGCCGGCAUUUCCUCCCCCUGAACCAACAGCACCUACUCCGAUCUCAACUAAUGUACCCAUCAACUAUUCUGCUGCUCCAAGCACAAAAGAACGCCCGGGUUUCUUCCGGCGCGUCUUUGGAUCUAAGACUGCAGCCCCUGCACCUGCAGAUACAGCAAGUAUAAAAGCGAACGAUCUGUCACACUCACAAGAAACUGUGAGUAGAGAAAUCAAUGGGACAAGUGCAAACCUAAAGGGACGACCCGCGCAAGCAACUAAGACAUCUGCUGGUGCUUCUCCGUCCUCCGUUCGCACAGGACCCCAUCAGGUCGUCAACAAGAAACCUUCAUUCUUCCGCAGAAGGAAGAGGUCGGUGCCUGACCACGCUCCUCCGCCAAUUGUAAUCCCUCAAAAUCUUGCACCACAAACCAUGGAUACCAUGGCGGCUCCAAGUCCCGUGAGCAGCCUACGGCAGGUCAUGAAUCCUUACCUCGACGAGGAAUUAGACCGAAAAGAAAAUGCGGACUGGGAGGCCAAGAUUCGACAACCGGCAUUUUUGCAGGCUCAGAAGAAAAGAGAAAGUGUCUCAGCUCCUGGGGCUCCCAAAACGCAAGCUUCUCUUCAGCCUUCUGCUGCCUCUCGUGACCAGGACCCCUCACCACUUGCAGAGAAGGAUAAAUCUUUAAAUGGUGACGUCUCCACGGACUUUGCUUUGGAGGAGAAGUCGCAGAAUGUUGCUGCCUCUGCUACUCUGUCCCCCGUCGUGGAAGAUUUCUCGCGCAGCAUCAAAUCACAGGUCGAAGUUUCUCCAAGUAAUGUAGCUACAUUAGCUCUUCCAUCUGAUGGCGUGGUUUGCGAAUCUCCCGUUGAUUCCAUAUCAACAGCAUCAAACUACCAGACCGCCACGAACACCCCGCUUAUUGACCAAGAAGAGCCUCGACUAGUCGAUGACAGCGAGGACCAGAAGGAUGGACCUGGCGAAGCUGUUGAAGAUGGACCAACAGCUGCGGACCGAGAACAAGCCCAAAGGCUCUUUGACAGCCAAGAUCAGGUGGUGGGUAACGAGCCUGCUGCCGCUUGGCUGGGUGACCCUGACCGGGCAAUGGUUCGCGAAGCAUACAUGCGACUGUACAACUGGUCCAAUCUCAACAUUGUUUCCUCUCUUCGAGCUCUUUGUGAUCGGUUGGUGCUCAAGGGAGAAACCCAACAGGUGGAUCGAGUGCUGGAUGCCUUUUCGACCAGAUGGUGUGAUUGCAACCCGAGUCAUGGCUUCAAAGCUACUGAUGUUGUCCAUACCAUUUGCUAUUCUAUUCUGCUCCUAAAUACUGAUUUGCACUUGGCUGAUAUCGAUUCAAAGAUGACAAAAUCUCAAUUCGUUCGCAAUACCAUGCCCACUAUCCACCGAGUGGCAAUGGAUGCUGCGCCGGAAAAAUUCGAGACGUUGCGUCCAGUCAACCGCUCCAAGACCCAACACCAUGAAGCGCACUCUGUCCCUACAUCCGCACGCUCUGCGACUUUCCCUUCGGAGCUCAGCCGCAGCUCAUUUGACAAAGAUACCGAUGCCAAUGUUGAUGCGGGGCCUUUGGUUAACACGCCAUUCACCGGAACAGUGAGAGCUUGGGAGCAGCAGGUUGAAACAGUACUCAAAGAGUUCUACACAUCCAUUCAAAAGGAGAGACUUCCACUGUUUGGUGCUCAACCAGAACGUGAAGUAUCUCGCAUGUCGUCCAACAACUUUUUGGGCCCCUCUAGCGGCACUCUUCGUAGGAGUCCCAGCACCAUUAGCAAGAGCGGUUCCGAUAUCUUCCCUCGCGGUCGUUCUGCUAUAUCAAGCCACGGAGCUGCGCGAUGGUCAUCCAAACCCCGCUCUCGAGCUGGGAGGCUUUAUCCUCCUUCAAUGAUGGGCUCCAGCCGCACCAGCCUAGACGAUCAAUCAGUCUGCAGUCCGACUGGGUCUAGUACCUGGAGCAAAUACUCUUUGGGUAAAUUUACUUCGGCGUCUGUGGACUCUUUUGGCUCAGAUUUCCCUCGCGGCGAAUAUCAACAGUCUAUUGGUUUUGCCAAUGCUCUGAGUCAGGCCAUCAUUCGGGAGGACUCUGCUACCUCGGUAUACAGCUAUGAGGAACCUGAGCGAACGACCCCUCUGCUCGAAGAUGACUCGUUGGCUCUAGCCGGCGCCCCGUGGGCCAAGGAGGGAAGCCUGAAGCACAAGCAUCACCUAGAUGCGGUGGACAAACGAGCGAAGGACCGGAACUGGAAUGACUGUUUUGCGGUCAUACAGCAAGGCUGGAUGCGUCUGUUCUCGUUCAGCAAUCCCACUAAGUCGAUGCGGCAAAAGUCUAAACAGCGCGGAGGAGUCGUUGUCGGUGGCGGGAACUGGACAGAAAAUGCCGAAGAGCUUUGGAAGUUCAUGCUGCGCCAAACCAUCGCCAGUGCCUUACCGUCGCCUGGAUACUCUAAGUCUCGUCCCCACGUCUGGGCCCUAAGCUUGCCCACUGGGGCCGUUCAUCUCUUCCAAGCUGGAACACCUGAGAUUGUCCGAGAAUUCGUCUCCACUGCAAACUACUGGAGCGCGCGUCUAUCCAAGCAACCGCUGGUAGGGGGAAUCAGCAACAUCGAAUAUGGAUGGAGUGACGGUGUCAUCAACAGCGCGCUGAUCGGCGGUGAAAGUCGAUCCCCACCGCCUUCGUCAGGCGCCCGACCGAGCAUUCAAAGUUCAAUCCGAAGUUCUAUCGAUCAUCAGGGUGUGCGACCUCGUCUUCCUGCGGACCGGGUCAACAUCAGCGACUGGAGCCCACCGCAACAAAGCAUGGUCGCCUCCAAUCUGACAGAGGAGGAACAGUGGCAGGCUCUGCAGGCCUACGUGCAGAAUGUGGAAGAUGAUCUUUCUCGUCACAAUGAGCUGCGUUCCGCGAUGAACCUUGCAUUCUCUCCACGUCACCCCAACGCCGCCAAAGCCAUGGCAAACUGGGAACGGAAAUCAUCGUAUCUGUUGCGUGAGAUCGUCAAGUUCCGCACCUACAUUGAUUCCCUACGCAACGCCAUCAACUCCAAAGAGAGGAUUUUCGCUUCAAAUACCAACUACUCCCAAGUGAGCGAAGAUGCAACCAUCGAGCCUACGGAGGCUGCAGCAUAA